GCUUGUUUUGUACCAGUGCCCUUACUUCUGGAGGGAUAUUCCAUUGAUGAAGGUAUAGGCAGUACCAGUAGCUACCUAAGUCGCAGAAACCGUGGGCUGUUCCUGACGCACUGGGUGGUGGAAGGUGAUGACGACUGGCUACAAAUAACCCUGGCAAGCCCCAUACAGCUGGCCGGAGUUGUUGUCUCUGGUGUAAAAUCAGCACAUACACACACCUUUGCAUUGGAAUAUGGGCUGGGGACCGCCUGCAUGACAGCAUAUACGGAAGGGGACGAAAGGAAGAUGUUCCAAGCAACAUUUGAUCGUUCUGGACGAGAGGUGCUUCACCUGGCCAUAGCAGUGCACGCCAAGGUGGUGAGGCUUACACCGCACUCGCGGGUGGGAACUGCAGCAAUGGACAUAGGACUGCUGGGAUGCCCAAUAAAGGAACAACGCGCUAAGGACCUUUCCUGUGGCAAGGGCUGGAGGAUGUUUGAAGAGCGCUGUUACCAGAAGUUCCCCUCUCCACUCGUCUGGUGGGCUGCAGAGAGGUACUGCCAAGCUCUGGGUGGCCACCUGGCGGCCGUCAACACACUGCAGGAAAACAAGUUUCUCCGCAUUUCCUUUGAAACUGGAUGGAUAGGAAUGAAGCUUGGUGCUGUCAUCUUAAUGUCAUCUUGUCAUCUUGAUUAA
Branchiostoma floridae (Florida lancelet) is the source of this 672-nucleotide messenger RNA. RefSeq names its product snaclec A14-like. The transcript is spliced from 3 exons. The record is from RefSeq and is a predicted model, not a curated record. Bases 250 to 672 code for a protein of 140 amino acids. Lineage: Eukaryota; Metazoa; Chordata; Leptocardii; Amphioxiformes; Branchiostomatidae.